Drosophila guanche is the source of this 3727-nucleotide messenger RNA. RefSeq names its product centrosomal protein of 131 kDa (gene dila). NCBI's taxonomy places the organism in Eukaryota, Metazoa, Arthropoda, Insecta, Diptera, Drosophilidae. Gene Ontology annotation, biological process: regulation of centrosome duplication; cilium assembly; intraciliary transport involved in cilium assembly. Gene Ontology annotation, cellular component: centriolar satellite. Bases 90 to 3653 code for a protein of 1187 amino acids. The record is from RefSeq and is a predicted model, not a curated record. The transcript has 9 exons.
UUAGUUUAGUUGGCCAUGGCACUGCAGUCAGUUGAAAACCCAAGUAGAUGAGCUGCCCGAUUGCUGAUUGAAUAAUUUUGAAAGCGAUUAUGGAUCUAUGUCUACAGGGCUCGCAGAUAAACCUCGCCACACGACAGAAACUGAAACCGAAGUACAACAGUCGCUCGUUGACGACUCUCCACAAUCCGAGUCCGCUCUUGCGGCGUCCCCGCUCGGCAAACUUCCUGCAGCAACGCAGUCGUUCCUCGCCCUUCCUGGGACGACCACAGUCGGCGGAUCCAAAGUUCGGACAACGGCUAAGCAUCUACUUCAACGAGAAGGAGCUCAAGUGUCACAGCAAGCGUCAAGUGUCUUCCAACGAUUUGCUCAAGUCCCUGCUGGGGGAGCCCAUCAAGCGGAGCUGGUUGUGCCGCAGCGCGUGCAACUCCUCCGAGUCGGACUUCUCCUCGCACAAGCGCACCCCGGACAGCAGCGAGGAGGGGGAGCAGCAGCAUCAGCAGCAGCUGGAGCGCUUCCUGGUGAACAUGCCCGCGGGUGGGGAUAAGAACAACAAAUCCUUUGCUUCCAACUGGAUGACGCAGGGUCAGAGUCUGGGUCUGGGUCUGGGUCUCAGCAAUGCGGCGCUGCUGCAGAAGACAGCCAAGCCGGAUCUUCCAGGUCGGGUGUCCUUCAGCAAGCCCAGUGCCACCAACCAGCACGAUGCCGACUCCAGCGACUGCGACAACGACAAGCAGGAGCCACGGCCGAGCAUCUCUGCCCCCGGCCCCCUCACUCUGCCCAGCUUCCAUGGCAGCAAGGCGGAGCCGCCGGAUGCGUCGCUCCAGAAGAAAUCCGUGCACUUUGGCUCCACCGCAGCCGAGGGCGAGGUUCUGGCCGAGACGUACGAGUACCCCAAGUGCCCCUCGGAGAACUGCACCUGCAGCACGCGCUCCUCGUCCACAACCAGCACGAAUGAGGCCUCCGCCGCUGAGGUCAGGUGCGCCUGCGAAGCCCCCAGCUGUCGCUACAUGGCGUCUGGACCGCUGCUGGAUCUCGCACUGCCCGCUCCUCCACCGUCAGCUGCGGCUGUUCAAGCUGCCCCCAAGGCCGCCACGCCAGAGCUGAACGUGAUCAGGGAGUACAAGCAGGCGGUGGGGGUGCAGCUGGUGAGGAACAACAUUGAGCCGCUGCCCAGCUAUCUGGACAAGUAUGCUCCACUCCCACUCCCACUUCCAGUUGCAGUUGCAGCCCCGCCAGCGGCCAAGGAUAAGCAAAACAAUCUUUCCGAGAGCAAAAACCUGGCCCCUGUCCUUCCUAGUGGAUCUCCCAAGAACAACAGCAAUGGUGGAACCUACAGAACUGCCAGUGCCAGCGGUCGAAACUUUGGGGCCGAGAACAACUUUCUGCCCGCGGUGAUCCCGGACGAUCGACGACAGUAUGGAAAUGGCAAUGGGAGCGGCAACAGCAACAGCAACGCAGAUUCUGUCAUUAGCAACUACCUAAAGGUGGCAUCCACUCCGCCAUUUGUGGGUAAAAAGAAGGAGAAUGUAAAGCCCGCCAGUGCAGAGGGCAACAGAAGCAACAACAACAAAACGAAGCUUCCAAAGACGGGAAUAGCUCCAGCUGGGAAGACCCUCAAGAAGGCGGUGAGUGUGGGCAGCUUGCGGGAGGAGCGAAAGCUCAGUGAAUAUAAUCUGGACAAGGUGGACAGCUGGAUGAGCAUGCAGGAGCAGAAGCAGGCAAUGGCGCAGUUUGAGGAAAUGCACAAGCAGGGCCUGGAUCUGGAUGAGGGCAAUGACAUUGACAGUGGAUCGCAGCUUUCCCUCAAGUCAAAUGAGGACUCUAGGGACUCUACCUACGAUGAGAUUGUGUCGGUAAUCAAGGAGAUUGAAGAGGACAAGAAGAGAGAUAAUUAUGCCGAACGUCUGCCCAGUGACCUGAAGCUCAACCUGAAAUUGGAUUCGCGGUGCGAGACUGCCGAGACGGUGACGCUGAGUGAUGGACCUGUCCAGGAGAGCGGCGACAAGUACAAGGACAUUUUGGCAUAUCUGAACAAUGUGGAGAGCAGCUGUGACAAGACGCUGAUGGAGACGCGUCGCUCCAUGCCGGAUAGCAAUCGCUCGGAGGUGGAGUUUGUCGUGGAGCCCGACAUCACAGACGAAGUGCCCAAACUAUCGGAGCUGCUGAUGCUGCCCAAUCAUCAGCUGGCGCGGCGCGUCAUCGGCCUGAGUCUGCGGGCCAACGAGCUGGCCAACGCCAUACACCUGUCCAAGGAGCAUGUGAUGCAGUUGCGCGAGGAGAAGCAAAAGUCACUGCGUGCCGAGAAGAGCAGCAAUGCCGGCAAGCUGCGCGACCAGAAGAAACACUACGAGGAGGUGGUCACCCGCCAUCAGGGCUUCAUCGAGCAGCUGCUGAAAGACAAGGGCUCGCUGUGCGAGAAGGUGGCCGCCCUGACGCGUCGCCUGGAGAGCCAGAACCAGGCCUGGGAGCAUCGACUGGAGACGGAGCUGACGCGUACCAAGGAGACGACGCUGGCGGGCGAGAAGAUCCGACGCGAGCGUUGGGUACGCGAGAACACCAAGAAGAUCAAGGAGCUGACGGUGAAGGGCCUGGAGGCGGAGAUCAACAAGAUGAACUGCGACCAUCAGCGGGAGGUGACGGAGCUGAAGCGCGCCCAUCAGAUGCAGUUGCUGGACGCCCUCGAGGAGGCACGCCUGAAGCACGAGCAGAUCGAGACGGGCAUCCGGGAGAGCUGUGCCCAGGAUCGCGAGUCCAUUAUCGAGAAGGAGCGCACAGCCAUCCGAGAGCGUUUCGAGCGCCAGCUGCAGGAGGAGCAGCGAGCCCAGGCGGAGCAGCGGCAAAAGCUGAGCGAAGAGUUCGCCGCCGAGCGGGAGCGCCUGCAGACGGAGCUGCGGCAGAAGGAGGGCGACUAUCAGGCCAAGCGCCAGGAGGCGCAGCGGGAGCAGGACAGCGAGCUGGAACAGGCCAAGUUCGAGAUGCAGGAACGGAUGGCCAAGCAGGAGGAGAAGUACCAGAACCGCAUCAACACCAUCGAGCAGCAGUACCUGUCCGACUUUGAGCUGUGGAAGGCCGAGUACGAGAACAAGUGCAAGCUGGACCAGGCCGAGAAGGAGAAUGCAAUCAGGCAGCACUAUCGGGCGGAGCGGGAUCGCCAGCUGGACGAGCUGGUGGUGCGCAUGGAGGCGGAUGCCUUGCAGAACGGAGAGGAGCACGAGCAGAAGAUUGCUCGCCUCAAGGACAAGUACGAGAAGGACCUAACCCUGGCCGAGAGUGUCGAGAAGUCGCUGCGUGAAAAGUAUGCCGAGACGCGGGGCAAGUUGGCCGAGGCCGAUGCCCAGGUGCGCAACUCCCAGGCGGAGGUACAACAGCUCCAGCUGGAGCUCAGCCACAGCAAGAAGAUGUGCGGCGAUAUCAUCAGUGAGCGGGACAGGCUGCGGGACAAUCUCAAUGCGGACAUUCAGAGCGAGCUGUCGGUCCUCAGUGAGCGUCACAAGCAGGAAAUGGAGCAGCUCCAGAAGCGGGUACACCAAACCAUUCAUCGGCAGGAAGAAACCAUUGAGAUACUCAAGGGCGACAACGAUGGACUGCGCCAGCAGUGCCUCAAGCUCAAUGCUGUCAUCCGGCAGCAGCGCAAGGACUAUUGCGUCAAGUAGUUCCAAUACUAGUAGCUAAAAUAGAUAGAUACGCUUCCAAUAAGUAAAUACAAGAGGAACAAUUAGAAAUGUAA